Rosa rugosa (rugosa rose) is the source of this 715-nucleotide messenger RNA. RefSeq names its product factor of DNA methylation 2-like. The record is from RefSeq and is a predicted model, not a curated record. Bases 90 to 509 code for a protein of 139 amino acids. Gene Ontology annotation, biological process: gene silencing by siRNA-directed DNA methylation. Lineage: Eukaryota; Viridiplantae; Streptophyta; Magnoliopsida; Rosales; Rosaceae. The transcript has 4 exons.
UGGAGGAUAUUGAAGCACUUAACCAAGUACUUAUUGUCGAGGGGAAUAACAAGAAUGCUGAACUACAGGAGGCUCGUCAUGCGUUGAUUAUGGGAUUGAAGGAAUCAGCAAGCAACACUAUUGGUGUGAAGAUAAUGGGAGAUCUUGAGAAACAGCCAUUUGUUGCUGCAACCAAGAGAAUCAACAAUUCUAGAAAAUAUAGAAAGAGAGCUGCUGAUAAUAUGGCUGCACAAUGGAAGGACACUGUACAGGAAGUCAUUGAUGAAGAUGAUGAAAAAUUGGACGACUUGAAGACAGAAUUUGGUGAUGAAGUUUUUGAAGCUGUGAAAACUGCCCUGGCUGAAUUGAACGAGUAUAAUCCAAGUGGCAGAUAUCCAGUACUAGAGCUUUGGAAUUUCAUGGAAAACAGGAAGGCGACGUUAGCAGAGGGUGUAUCCCAUCUACUGAACCAUAUGAAACCUAAUAAGCGGAGAAGUGUUCGUCCAACCUCUGCCUGGAAGCCAACUUGAAUGUUCUCCCUUUUCUGAUCAUCAACUUCAUUUGAUAGGGACAUGCAGCUCCAAAGUCUGCAGUCUAUAGAUCGUAGAUUCAUAGGCAUGCUUCAUCUGUGAAUCGACUUUUUGUUUUUGGCAACUUUGAUCAUCAGUACUUUUUUAUUGGUUUUUGUCAUAAACUUCAAUAUCUGUUGAUCGGAAUAUCUAGAAUUUAUAAUUAA